AUGUCGAUCGUCCAAGAAGAUACAAGGAAGAUUCAAACGUUGGUGGAGCAAAGUUGCCCCAUUGAAGAUGAUAGAAUUCACUACUCUGUGCCAAUACCAAACACCAAGCAAGAUGGGUUCAGUCCAGUUUAUAGAAAUGCCAAGUUUGCUACCAGUGGUAUCAAGUCUACGAUCCACCCCUCUAUCAACACUUUAUACGCGUCUUUCCUGUCUGCUGUGAAUAAUUUUGCCGAUGAACCAUGCUUGGGUUAUAGACCCAAAUUAGCAGAUGGUACCGUGGGUCCUUAUGAGUUUGAAACUUUUAGUGAAAUAAACAAGAGAAAGAAUGACUUCGGAGCUGGGCUCUUCUUCAUCUUACAAAACAACCCGUUCAAAACAGAUGCUCCAUUCCAUCAGAAGAUCGACAACCACUUGCUUACUGGUGACGAUCAAUUCAUUGUUUCCAUCUUUUCUGCAAAUAAGAAGGAAUGGUUAAUAACUGAUUUUGCCUGUUCCCUGUACUCUUUAAACAGUACUGCGCUUUACGAUACCUUGGGAAAGGACACUUCGAAAUACAUUUUGGCACUUACAGAGUCACCUGUGUUAGUCUGUACCAAGGACAAACUUGAAGGCAUUAUAGCUUUGAAGAAUGAAUUCCCAGAAGAUCUUGCAUCUUUGAUCCUGCUUGUCUCCAUUGAUGAAUUGGAUUUAGUUGGUUCGGCUGCUGACAAGGGACUCAGUGAAAAGGCUAGGGCCGCAGGUUUAACCCUUUUCGACUUCAAGCAGGUUGAAAAGUUGGGAGAAAUUUACCCACAGCCACCUAUUGUUCCAAAGCCUGAAACAAUUUAUACUAUCUCCUUCACCUCCGGUACCUCAGGAUCUAAUCCAAAGGGGGUUGUCUUGACUCACGCCAAUGCUGCUGCUGCCAUUGCAUUUGCUGCUACUGUUUGUCCAAUGGUUAAAAGUGCAAAGAAUUUCUCCUUCUUACCAUUGGCCCACAUUUACGAAAGAUGUGUUUCUGCAUUUGCUUUAUAUGCUGGUGCGGCAUUAGGAUUUCCUCAAGGCCCAUCUCCAUUGACACUUUUAGAUGAUUUGAAGGCAUUAAAGCCAAAUUACUUUAAUAUGGUCCCAAGAGUCUAUUCUAAGCUUGAAGCUGCCCUUAAGGCACAAACUAUAAAUAACGAAGAAAAACCAUGGUUAGCCAGUAUUUUCAAGAAGGCAAUUGAUGCCAAGAUUGAAUUGCAAAGUGCUCAAGAUGGAGCUGAAGGCAAGCAUAUCUUCUACGACCCACUCUUGAACUUACUCAGAAAAAAAAUUGGUUUAGAAAAUUGUCGGUUUGCUACCUCUGGUUCUGCACCAAUCGCCCCAAAGAGUGUUAAAUUCUUGAAGGCAGCUUUAAACAUGGGAUUGGGCCAAGGUUAUGGAUUAACUGAGACUUUUGCUGGUGUCUGUGUUUCUCCUCAAUACGAGGCAAACCCAGGUUCAUGUGGUGCAAUUGCCGUAACUACAGAAAUGAGAUUGAGAGAAAUUCCAGAAAUGAACUAUCAUGCCGAUGACGAGGGCGGACCAAGAGGUGAAUUACUUCUUAGGGGGCCUCAAGUUUUCAAGGAAUACUUUAAAAACCCGGAAGAAACUGAAAAAUCAUUCGACAAAGACGGCUGGUUUUACACCGGUGAUAUUGCCAAAAUUGAUGGAAUUACUGGUAGAAUCUCAAUCGUUGAUAGAGUCAAGAAUUUCUUUAAAUUGGCUCAAGGUGAAUAUAUCACACCUGAAAGGAUUGAAACUACUUAUCUGACCACCAACCCAAUUGUUUCACAAAUUUAUGUCCAUGGGGAUUCAUUACAAACAUAUUUGGUUGCUAUUAUUGGUAUAGAUCCAGUAUUAGGUAGAAACUGGUUGGUAAAGAAUGAGGGUGCUAGUGCAUCAGAAAUUGAAGACGACCAAGCUUUCUUGAAAAAGGUCAAUGAACGUGGAAUUAAGACCAAAUUCUUGACAGCAAUAAACGCCAACGCUUCUGAGCUUUUACAUGGAUUUGAAAAAGUCAAUAACGCUCUUAUAGAUCUCGAACCAUUAACCAUCGAAAAGAAUGUUAUCACUCCAACAUUGAAGAUUAAGAGACCUAUUGCUAAGAAGUUCUUUGAAAAGGAAUUCAAGCAAUUGUACGAUGAAGGUUCAUUGACCAAAGCACAAGAAUCUAAAUUUUAA
Messenger RNA from Dujonia railenensis, 2184 nucleotides. Lineage: Eukaryota; Fungi; Ascomycota; Pichiomycetes; Serinales; Debaryomycetaceae. The record is from the annotation of a GenBank genome assembly.